AUGGCCCGUGCCGCCUCGGCGCUAGGCGUGCCGCCGCGCUCCCUCGCUCGCUCUCCGCCGUUUCCCCUCGAGAUUGAGCUGUUCGAGGAGAAGGAGGAGGAGGAGGCGGCGGACGAACCGCCAGUGCGCACGCUCUUCGUGCACGCCGCGCCGGAGGAGGGUGAGGAGGAGGAGGCGGAGGCGGCGGAGGAGGCGGCGGAGGAGGAGGAGGAGGAGGAGGAGGCGGCGGUGGUGCCUUUCGCGGCGGCGCUGGAGCAGCUGGCCAGGGCGCACGAGGCCUGCCUCGCCGCCGCGCAGCAGGAGAAAUGCCAGCUGCGCGCCGAGAUCUCCCGCCUCAAGGGCAGGAUUGGCAUGCUGAUGCUGGCGCUGCAGCGCAGCGGCAGCCCCGCGCCCAGCCCCAGGCGCGAGGCCGCGGCGGCAGGCUCGCCCGCCGCCCGCGGCGCGGCGAGGCCCACCGCCGCCGAGCGCCCCGCCGCGGCGGCCUGCGUGUCCCCGCAGCUGCAGAGCUCGCGCAGUGCAGGGGCGCCGCCGGAGGCCCCCGCCGCCACGAGGCCCAGCAACUCCCCGUCGCAGAGGCGGCCGCUGAGCCCGCGGGUCCCCGAGGUGCCCCGCCCCGCGCCGGCCCGCGCGCCGACGCCGCCGGAGGCGGAGGGCUCGCCCGGCGGGUCCCUCGGGAGGGCGGCCGGGGAGGCGGCGUCGGAGGCGGCCGGGGAGGCGGCGUCGGAGGCGGGGGGCGAGGAGGCGCCCGCGGCGGAGGAGAAGGAGGAGAGGGUGACGGUGCUGACCGUGUGCGGCAGCGAUCGCGGGGACGACGAGCUGAAGGACGACAGGAACACGCUCCUCACCGUGGAGGUGGCUUUCCAGACGAGCCCGGAGAAGAAUUGGUCCAGGUUGGUGGGCAAGUUCCUCAACAAUGUCGCCAACAAGGAGCUGCUCUGCCUCAACCCCGAUUGGGUCAAGUCGACGGAUUUUAUCCGCAAAGUGGAGCGUUCAUGGAACCAUGUUCCUGGGGCGACAGACAUCCUGGCCAACCCAGAAUUCAACCCGCGAGCACGCAAGAACACCGUCACCCUUGAGCACAGCACCUUCUUACGGCGGAGCAUCUUUUCGGGCUCCAGCUGGGGAACUCCUGGGCAGAGCUACCGCACUCCACACUCGGCGCUGGGCGAGGACGGCAACGUGGUCGUGAGGUUCCUGGGCGGCCUGGUCAUGGACCCCCAGUCGCCGAAGCGGAUCUGCAUUGGGAUGCUGGGCCUUCUCCUCAUGGUGGUGGCGGAUACGACAUUCUCGUGA
This is a messenger RNA of Prorocentrum cordatum, 1293 nucleotides long. NCBI's taxonomy places the organism in Eukaryota, Dinophyceae, Prorocentrales, Prorocentraceae. The record is from the annotation of a GenBank genome assembly.